Molecule: messenger RNA, 1094 nt
Organism: Cynara cardunculus var. scolymus (artichoke)
Lineage: Eukaryota; Viridiplantae; Streptophyta; Magnoliopsida; Asterales; Asteraceae
Product: peroxidase 72-like
Exons: 4
Coding region: 1-993 (330 amino acids)
Biological process (GO): hydrogen peroxide catabolic process; response to oxidative stress
Molecular function (GO): peroxidase activity; heme binding
Source: RefSeq, a predicted model, not a curated record
AUGGCUCAAACAGCAACCAUGACCAUGGUCACGGUGGUACUCAUGGCUCUAACUCCCAUCUGCUUCUCUAAGAUCACCAAUGGAGGUUACCUGUACCCACAAUUCUAUGAUCAAUCUUGCCCACAAGCCAACGACAUCGUUCACUCCAUCGUUGCACGAGCAGUUGCCAACGAGCCGCGCAUGGCUGCUUCCUUGCUCAGACUCCAUUUUCACGAUUGCUUCGUUAAGGGGUGUGAUGCAUCGAUCUUGUUAGACAAUGGUGGCAGUCGUAGCGUAAUUAGUGAGAAGGGAUCGGUUCCCAACAGUAACUCGGUCCGUGGAUUUGAAGUCAUCGAUCAGAUCAAAGCUGCACUGGAGACGGCCUGUCCCCAGACCGUCUCCUGUGCAGAUAUCUUGGCUCUAGCAGCCAGAGACUCCACAGUUCUGAGUGGUGGACCGAGUUGGGAAGUCCCGGUGGGAAGAAGGGACUCAUUGGGUGCAAGCUUGCGUGGCUCGAACCACAAUAUCCCAGCUCCAAACAACACUUUCCAGACCAUCCUCACCAAAUUUAAACUCAUGGGUCUUGACAUUAUCGAUCUCGUAGCACUUUCUGGAAGCCACACCAUUGGAAACGCUCGAUGCACCAGCUUCCGACAACGACUAUACAGCCAAAAGGGCUACGAGCAGACCGACCAGUUGUUUGCUGCUCGACUGCGAGCCAACUGCCCACAAUCCGGUGGUGAUCAGAACCUGUUUUUUCUGGACAGUGGAAGCCCGAUGAAAUUCGACAAUGGAUACUACAAGAACUUGAUGGAUUCAAAGGGGGUUUUGAGUUCCGAUCAAAUUUUGUUUGCGGAAAACAAAGAAACGAUGGAGGUCGUGAAGGAGUAUGCCGCAAAUGAGGAGAUGUUCUUCCAACAGUUUGCGAAGUCGAUGGUUAAAAUGGGGAAUAUUAGUCCUUUGACGGGCUACAGAGGACAGAUUCGAAAGGAUUGUAGAAAUGUUAUCGGUUAAAGUUAACUGUUAUCUGAUAAAUUAUUAUAAUUACAUUAAAACAAAUAAUAAAAGUAUGUGUAUAUCGUGUUUUAAGAAUUACUAAAAAUUGUGUUAUAAAU